AUGGUCCUCACCAAUCACACCUGUCCCAACGAUAACAAAGAAACUACCGACCAAUCCUCGUUCUGGGACGCAGAUGGCAUUAACUGGGAUCCACAUCGAAUAGGAUGGGCCAUUGCAGGCGGCUGCGCGGCUUUGACUGUUCUCAUCACCGCAUUUACUGUCUUCAUGCACGCGCGACACUAUACAAAUCGCUUGCAGCAAAGACAAAUAAUACGCGUUUUAUAUAUGCCUGCUGUCUACGCCGUCAUAUCCUUCUUCUCCUACCGAUACUUUCGAGAUUACACAUACUAUUCGCUGGCCGAGACAACAUAUGAGGCCGUCACCCUCAGUGCUUUCCUUUUGCUCCUCAUAGACUUUGUAGCAUCUACUGCGUCCUCACAUAAAGCGGAGAAUGCUAUCCUCCGUAAGGACAAGACCGCGCUCCCUAUACCCUUCUGUUGCUGGCGCUUCAGGCCAACAAAGGCCUAUUUCAUGUAUACUUUGAAGUGGUCUGUAUUACAAUACGUGAUAAUCCGUCCAGCUAUCUCCAUCGCCGGUGUUAUCACUCAGGCAUAUGGUGUUUUGUGUGAAUCUGGGAGCUAUAGCGUCUUCUUCGCUGCAGUAUACUUGGACUCCAUCGACUUCGUCAGCAUCAGUAUCGCACUCUAUGGUCUUAUCAUCUUCUACGCCCUGACGAAAGAAGAGCUUGCCGGUCGCCAACCGCUAGCGAAGUUCCUGGCUAUCAAAUUGAUCGUGUUCUUCACUUUCUACCAAUCAUUCGUGUUUGAUGUAUUGCAAUCGUAUGGUGUUAUCACGGGCACAGAAUAUUGGACCUCAACAAAUGUUGCCGACGGCCUUAAUGCCCUUGCCACGUGCAUAGAGAUGGUGUUCUUCUCGGCGUUCAUGAUGUGGGCGUACCAUUGGAGGGAAUACACCGACCCGCUUGCACCACGGCAUGGCUUCUUCCGUGCGCUCUGGGACAGUGUCAACUACGUCGAUUUCGCGCGGGAGAUCUGGGGCUCGCUCAAGUUCUUCGUCGACUAUUGGCGCGGGAAGAAGUACACGCACGGCGUGCCUUCUGCAGCGCUGGACGACCUUGACCAGGGCGCGCACGGCCAGACAACGUUCGGCCAGGCGUUCGGCGUCGAGGGAUACUCGAGAAAACCCUACAGUCCUAGUCAGUAG
Molecule: messenger RNA, 1164 nt
Organism: Peniophora sp. CBMAI 1063
Lineage: Eukaryota; Fungi; Basidiomycota; Agaricomycetes; Russulales; Peniophoraceae
Source: the annotation of a GenBank genome assembly